UGUUUACGUCUUGUUUUGCUGUUAGAAUGCAUUGAGGGACUUGACCCCGUUUUGGUGAUUUUUCAGAGAUUCUGGGAGGCCACACUAUUUCUGAAUCUGAGAUGAAAGGAUAGAUUUUAACGGAAUAAACUUGUGUGUACCCUGCUGUGAAACACAACAUCAUGUGCUGUGAAUAUUCAACUGAGCAUCUCAGUUCACAAUAUCUACGAAGCCCCUCUCUACCUCCCACCUAUCGGGAUAGAAAUUUCAAGGCUUUGCACUGUCCAGCCAGUUGUGUGGGCAUGAUCUGUAUCAUCUGGCUGUGUUUGGCCUGACUAAUUGUCUAGUUUUAUGAUGCACCUUUUUGCCAGUCGUUCUUCGUGUUUUGCUAUGUAUCUUUGUUUUUCGUGUUUGUUACAUAGGAGGUUGUUUCAGUCACCAUGAAAUACCUUCUUAUGAAAACUCAAAGGCACAUUCCGAAAGGCACAACAGGAUACUGAUCCACUCAUUCAUUCAGAUGAUAAGAAGAGCGUCAUGAUUGUUUUCCUUGUCUGGACUGGAGAAUGUCAACAAAAAUUAUGGCCAUGGUAGAUUAAGUUUUCAUGUGGUUUUAGGCAGUUAAUGCUCAGGUGUUAGGCAAAUAGGAAACCUUAUCAUUCCUGUGCUCCUGAGGCAACCAAUAUGAACAAGUGCAAGCUUUUGAUAAUUCUCUUGGUCAAGGUGUUUACCAUAUCAGAAAGCAUCAGUGCGCAGUGUGGAAAAUAUGAAAAGAUACAGAAUCCAGCAGAUGGAAUUUGCAAGAGUAUUGACAUCCGCAACAAAGUGGAGUUUCUUAGGCAGUUGGAAAACUGCACUGUUAUAGAGGGAUUUCUGCGUAUUUCGCUCAUAAGUGACGCUACACCAGCAGAUUAUGAGCAGUAUUCGUUCCCUAAACUUCGAGAGAUUACAGAUCAUCUUAUGCUCUACCGUGUGCUGGGCCUGAAAACGCUUGGACAUCUUUUUCCUAACCUCACUGUCAUACGCGGCCGCAUUCCUUUCAACAAUUAUGCAUUUGUGGCUUAUGAGAUGCAAGAUCUAGAAGAAAUUGGUCUCUAUAGUCUUCGCAGUAUUAGUGGAGGAGGAGUCCGGCUGACCAAAAACAAAAAGUUAUGCUACAUACAAACCGUGGAUUGGACCAGCCUGGGAGUAGAUCCUGCUGCACAAGACUUCAGAGAAAACAAGGAAGAGAGCCAAUGUGCAAAUUUCUGCCCCAGCAAUUGUUCCUCUGCCAAAGAGGAAGAUGUGAAUGUAAAGCGUUGCUGGACUACUCAGCAUUGUCAGAAAAACCUGAACUGUCGCUGCCCAAAUGGCCAGGCAUGCAUGGACAAUGGCACCUGUUGUCACCAGUGGUGCCUUGGUGGCUGUACAGGGCCAGGGAGUGGGGACUGCCUCAGCUGUAAAGGCGUCGUCUUUGAGGGGAAAUGUCAGCCUCAUUGCCCUCCACACACCUACAUGUACUUCAAAAGAAGAUGUCUUACGGACAAAGAAUGCCUGGGUCUCAGGAAUAAGUCUAGAAAUGGAGAAGGAAAGGCUAUGAUAGUUAGAGGAGAAAAGGGUGAAGGUGGCAUGCCCAGCAUGUGUGUCUCCAAGUGCCCAGACAAGUACAUUGUCAGUGAAGUCGGAGAAUUCAAGAAUGCUGAGUGUGUGAAGUGUCAAGGAUUUUGCCCAAAAGUUUGCAAUGGCACUGAUGUGAACAGCCUGGAGGAUGCUACAAGACUGGAUGGAUGCAGCAAGAUCGUUGGUCCUUUGGUUAUUCAGAUAAUGGGUGGCAGUAAUGUUGCUCAACAAAUGGAAAAGUAUCUGGGAAACAUCAAAGAAGUAACUGGAUACAUCAACAUUCGACGUUCGAUGGCUUUGCUGACCCUGUACUUCUUCAAAAACUUGGAAAUUAUUGGUGGUGAAAAUCUGGCUCAUCAAGGGAGUGCACUUGUGGUGAUGGACAAUAGCAACUUGCAAGAACUCUUCCCAGAAGAGCAGAUGAAGAAGAUGAAAAUCAAAAGAGGAAAUGUGUCAUUCCAUAGCAACCGGAAGCUCUGUCUAUACAGGAUCAAGAAAUUUGUGAGCUACCUCAAUCUGUCCACCACUCCAACAGAUAGUGACAUCAGCCCUGCUACUAACGGGGAUCUGAAACCUUGCAUGGAGCAUCAACUUCGCUUGGAGGUGCAGAAGACGUACCACAAUUCCGCAGUACUUGAGUGGGAGAAGGACUCUGGUGAUACUAGGCAAUUGCUGACAUACAUCAUCAACUACAAGGAAGUUAAAGAUGAUGAUGAUUCGGACAUCAACAUCUUUCAAGGCCGGGACGCGUGCUCUGAUGAUGCAUGGUUGACCAAGGAACAACCUCCCAUAGAUAAUCUUGAUAAAUAUCAGAGUGGUGUGGUGGGCAACCUGAAACCGUACACCAAGUAUGCUGCGUAUGUCCAAGCGUACACUCUGUCUACAGCGUCUCAUUCAGCAAUGACGAAAGUGAUCAUGUUCAAGACAGAUCCUUACUACCCAACUGAACCAACAGAUUUGGUGGUAACCUCUGAUAUGCCUAAUGAACUGAUUGUAACUUGGAAGCCACCAAAGUUUCCUCAUGGAAAUGUCACUCACUAUAAGCUGAUCUACAGGAAGCAGCCCCUCAACCCAACAUCGUUUGAACAGAGAAAUUACUGUGAUCACCCUAUUGUCCCAUCGAAGGAAAAAUAUAAGAAUGAAGCAGCAGAGGAAGAGAUCAAACCCAACAUUUCUGCUAACUGUUGUCUCUGUCCCAAGUCUCAAGAGCAGUUGAAGGAAGAAGAGCGAAUGCAGAAAAUUGAAGUCUACUUUGAGGACUACCUUCAGAAACAUGUGUACUGCAAGAGGUAUGACAAACUACCAGAUGGAAUUGACAUUGACAGGGUUUUGAACAGUGACCCUCAGCUACGAGAGCUUGCCAGUGUGACUCAGUUCAAUGAGAUACACGGCAAAAAUAUAUCCAAUGUAAAAGAUGGAGACAAACUGGUUCCGUAUUCUACCGAGAAGUCUGACAAUGUGGAGGAGAAAAAGUUUGAGAGCAACUUUGACAAGAAUGCCACUGACAACAUCCAAGAGGUGGUAGUCUAUGGCUUGAAGGUGGUUCUCCCGAACUUGGACCAUUACCAGGAGUACAGUAUUGAGGUCCAAGCUUGUCAAGACACCAGUGGGAAAGAGAACGUGAGCAAGCUGUGCAGUUACAACAGAGCUAUUACUCUUGGGAGAACAAAAGCCGCACAGGAUGUUGACAAGGUGAACGUUUCCACAAUUGAAGUGGACGUUAUCACCAACAACACUGGUGAAGUCCUGCUGAAGUGGCAGCCGCCUGCUCGGCCCAAUGGCCUUGUUCUCAUGUACAAUAUCUAUUACAAACGAGCCAACCAAAAGGAUCUGGUUCCCCAAAAAUUGUGUGUGAACAUUCUUGAAUACCAAAAGCACUCUGGCUACAAACUGUCUGGGUUGGGACCAGGCAAUUGGACAGUUCAGAUCGAACCUGUGUCUCUCGCGGGAAAUGGCUCCCACAAUAUUUCCCACACUGCCCAGAGAUUUUUCAUCAUUCCCCCUCCUCCAGGUGAAGAGGACAUGAGCAAAGUGAUUAUUGCAGUGACUGUUAUUGCGGUUAUUGUGGUCAUUGUCUUUGUGGUUGGAAUCGUGUGGGCAAUCGCUAAACACCGGUUCAGUCAAAAUGCAUUGACGGUCAUCUCUCCCAACAUCAAUUACAUGCCCUCUGAACAAAUUUACAACAUGGAUGAUUGGGAAGUUGACCGGGACAAGAUUAAGCUGAUCAAAGAGCUUGGACAAGGAUCGUUUGGAAUGGUAUAUGAAGGAAUAGCCAAAGGCUUGGGAGAAGAUCCAGAUGAAGAAAUUCCAGUGGCUGUUAAGACUGUAAAUGACAGGGCAAGCUUCAAUGACAAGAGGGAGUUCUUGAAGGAAGCUACAAUUAUGAAGGCGUUCGAUUGCUUUCAUGUUGUAAAGCUGCUGGGAGUAGUGUCUACUAGUCAACCAGCCCUUGUGAUAAUGGAACUUAUGGCUCUCGGAGACUUAAAAAAUUAUCUCAGGGAACAUAGACCAGAUGAGAAUUCAGGGGUUAGUCCUCCUAAUUUACUGGACAUUCUUCAAAUGGCUGGUGAGAUAGCGGACGGAAUGGCUUAUUUGGCAGCUACAAAGUUUGUGCACAGGGAUUUAGCUGCCCGUAAUUGCAUGGUGGCACAGGACAAGACUGUGAAAAUUGGAGAUUUCGGAAUGACCCGUGACAUAUACGAGACAGACUACUACAGAAAAGGUGGUAAGGGAAUGCUGCCUGUACGAUGGAUGGCUCCCGAGUCGCUUAAGGAUGGUGUUUUUACAACAACGUCUGACGUCUGGUCGUAUGGUGUGGUGAUGUGGGAGAUGGUCACAUUAGCUGCUCAACCCUAUCAAGGCCUGUCUAAUGAUGAGGUGGUUCGUUACAUUUCGGAUGGUAGCACUAUGGAUAUACCAAAGAAAUGUCCACAAAAAAUGGCAUAUCUCAUGCAACAUUGCUGGGCAAAGAAACCAAAAGACAGACCAACGUUUAUGGAGAUCAUUGAGUACUUGCUUCCACACCUCAGUGCUCGCUUUGAGAAAGUGUCGUACUUUUUCAAUGAUGGCGGAGGCCACACUGAGGGUGGUGGCAAAGGCACAUUGCCUGACCCUGAGGACAGCAGUGAUGCCAGCAGUAUUAAUAGCCUAAGCUGUGAAGGAGCAGCGGCAUCACGGCCCUCGGCUAGUGCUAACCCCAGUGGCUACCAGUUCAAGGGAUCACACGACAAUUACCAUACUAAUUCUUUGUAUGGAGAUUUGAGCUUACACCAUGAAGGAUAUUCAGAUGAGGAUGUUGAGGGGAGAAACUUCUUCCCUCAGAGUCAUGAUUUCAGGGGUGGUUCGUUAAAUGACAUGGAUAUCGGGGGUGACUUUCACUCUCCCAUUGAGUCGGGUGUGGAUGUUGACGAUGUGAGACAACCAUUCAUGUCUGGAGACUUCCAGCCAGACUCACAUAUGCUGACGACACCCCCUUCGUUUGGUGUGGGGGCAGAUCACGGAUCACGCAGCUCAGGACUAAUAGAACUUCAACCUUUGAUAAAUAAGGACCGGAGUAUAAAUCCGUCAGUGUCACACCAACUGAGUACUGUACAGAAUUCUCAUCCCUUCUCAUCAGCAGACAUUGCUCACCAACCAUCAACAUUCGCAAAAAACUCUGAGAGUGGCCCCCAGUCAUCAUCACAGCAGCAACACGCUUUCAGUCUGGUCAGCCCUGACCCUCUCAAAUCGGGCCCGCCUCCUGACAGCUCUGCCGGCCCCAGUGAUCUUACAUGGGCCAAGAGACCUUUUGCUGCUCAAACACCCCCCGUGUCAUCUUCUUCUAAUGGCACACAUCCUACUUUAAAACUGCCAGCUCUGAACCAACCACCUGGGAGAGGAUUCCGCCAGGUGCCACUUGUCAGUUCAGGUGCUAGUGACAGAGAGAACUACAAGACCAGAAACUACCCAACAAACUCUAGCGAGCACCGCCCAACACUUUCUGUGCCGCCGACCAAUUCGAGGGUAGUGAACAUGGAGGAGGGACUGAGCAGCCCAGAAGAACCUAGUCCAAACGUUGCCGAGCUGUGCGACUCCCCCCCUCCCGGUGCAAUCACCAGCUCCAGUGAAGGGAGCAAAGAGAGCAGUAAGAGCUCUGGUAGCCACUCACUUCUCAAUGGAUUAACUAAUGGACACAUACCGCUAACUUCUCUCAAACAUCGGCCUGCACCAUGCUAGCAUGAGCUGUGGAGAGAUGGGGGGGCCCUUAUGGGAAAUUUGGGACAAAGUGGGAAUGGGCUGAGAGGGGAGGCUGGGAAAUGGGUUGGACAUGGGCACGGCAGAACAGAAAUAUGGAAUGGUCAUUGAUUAUGUAGAAAAGUUGAAUGUAUUUUUGUGCCUUGGCGUGUGCAACUUGAACGUUGACUAUUCUUUGUAACUUGUAUGGAAUGAGCGAUGACUUACGACUGACAUCGCUUUUUGUAUUACUCAUGUGCAAGUCACCUGGUUGGGAAAAAACACAGAACAGCCCUCAUUGUAUAAUAUGAAAAUUUUUAAUGGACAUGCUUAUAUUCUCAUAGUUCAUGAUAUUUCUAUCCCUUUAUUCCAUUUCAUGUGUAUUUUAAUUUGUAAAUUGCAUGUUAUAUGUUGAUGUCACUGGCAAAGCUAACAUAAAUGCAUUUUGCAAUGCGGAUUUGACAUUCAAGCUUGUAUGCGUCUAACAUUUACAAGAGAAUAAGAAUUUGGUUGUUGCUAUUUAUGUUUUCUGUGUUGAGGUAUUUCUUCUAUGAAGAGAGCACUUUUGCCACUUAUCGAUUAAAAGGAAAUUGACCUUGUUCAAUUUGAUCCCAAAAGUGACUAUUUGUGAGGAAUAAUAUUGUCGGAACAUUUCUGGUUCCUUGGACAUCGUAAGGUAUCAGUAUGUUUCAAGUGUUCUGUGCUCAUAGGGAAAUGACAAAUCCCACUUGUUUGGUAUCAUGACUAUGCUUGGGCCUUGCCAGUGGUCAGUUAUGGAGCUUCAAAAGUGUUCAUCCCUAAGCACAAGAGGGAAGAGGUUCUACUGUAUAGUGGCUGUCAAAAUAAUUUGAAUUUUCCAGACUAUUUAUGUCCUGUUAUCCUUGUACUCUUUUUUUAGUUACCAUAUUCAAACUUUUUUUCUGAGCAUUAAAUGUAUUCUAUGUUGUUAGCUGCAAGUAUUUGAUUAAAAUCUCUCCAUUUCAGCUACCUGGUGAUUUGACAGUCCCUGUAUUAUAGCGCGCUUGUGUCAGUUUACAAUUUAUCCCACUGAUUUGUGAAGUAAAAGACUAAGCAAAUUAAGAGUAUUCAUGCAUGGAUAACAGAUUACAGUACUUCAUUAUGUUCUAUCAUAUUACCCUCUGUAUUUCCAAUAGGCACUAUUUUCACACCAUGCUUCCAGUGCUGUUCAGUUCACAGGAACAGUACUUCGGUAUUGGUGUUGACAAGAGCUUCAAAUCAAACUUUCUCUAUUUUCUUCCUUUUUGUUUUAUGGAAUAGGAAAAGUAAAAGGGGAAGAAACAAAUCAUUGGUUUUGGUUAUACUGAAGGCUGUUUUAGCUAUCAUUUUAGUUUAUUUAUGUGCAAGUGGUAAUACUGUAUGGUUGUUUGUGUUGGAAUUUGUGGACAUCUAAAAUAAAUAUUUGCAUGUGACUUACUGGUGGGAUAGUAUAGCUUUUAUGAUUAAAGGAAGAGAUUGGUUUUGAUAGCAAUGAGAAAAAAAGGGGUGAACAAAGAAAGGCGUAGUAAGAUAUGGUAUAUAGGUUAACGUAUUAACCUAAACCUUUGGUGAUACUUUGUUGACAAGUUUACGAUUUGUAAGCAUAUGUGAUGGCAUAUUUAUUCAGAUAAAGUCAGUUCCAAGGCGUAAACAACAGAAGUAGAACUGAUCAAAAAGAGUGCCUUGAUGUCUUUGAAGACAGUAUUGAUAUGUCUGUAGUGACUUUUCUGGUCAGUGGCUUGGAAACAAUAAAUGCCUUGCAACUUGUCAAAGUGAUAUGGGAAUUCCAAAACUAUGAUGGGUAUGGUCAUAUUAAUACUUGAAAUUCCUUUUAUUAAAAGUAAAAGAUUGAAAGAAUGUUGGUUUGCUUAAAUUAAUUUUGUACCAUCUGUUUUACCUUAUAUGUUUAAUUUAAACAUUAGUGUUAAAGCUUUACAUUCAUUUUGAUGCGUUGCCUGACAAAUAGGUAUUAAGUUUCAAAUGAAAUGUGUGGCGUAGUAAAAUAGCAGAAAUUAAAAAGACAACAGAGGAGGGGAGCAUAGUUUACAAGUUAAUAGGUCAGACAAUGAGAAGUUGUUUGUUCACCAUUUGAAUUUUGUGGCUGUUUGAAACAUCAUUGUAUUGUUUUGUUUAGGCUUUAGGUCUAGGACAAGCAAAUCUUUCUUAGGAUGGAGUUACAAGCAGUUUAUGUGGGCUCCUGAAUUAUAGGCAGUGUGCGACAUCAUUCUUAUGAUUUUGCUAUUGUUAUCCAGUAAUACAUCACAAAGGGGCAAGUUUUUAUGGUUUGACUAUAUAUAUAUAUAUUGGGGGUUUUUUUGUUGCGGAAUGGAAGGAGUUGAAGGACUAAAAAGCAGAAGAGUGUAUUUCAAGUGGGAGUGUUGGUACUGUUUGAAUGUCUAACUGCCAGUAACAGCGAUGGGUCACACUAUUAAAGAGGCAGAGUUUGCAAAUGUCAACAGCUCAAGGACUAGGGGGACAUUAAUUUCUCCUUAUAAUAAUCGUUUUUUUCUUUCUGCUAAUUAAAAUUUAAGCUACCAACUUAUUGCGUAUUCUCAACAUUUAAAGGCAGUGAAGAGAAUCUCAUGGAUGGCUUCAUACAUCAGAAGGAGUGAAAGACAUCUUUGUGGCAUUAUGAUUAUGAACGUAUGUGCCACGACAUUAUAGAAUUGGGCGCUUGUCAAUUUUUGGACAUGUGUACAUUUUAAAGCUUGUUCGUUUGUCUUGCUUUCGGUGAAAAAAA
Messenger RNA from Aplysia californica (California sea hare), 8524 nucleotides. RefSeq names its product putative molluscan insulin-related peptide(s) receptor. The record is from RefSeq and is a predicted model, not a curated record. Gene Ontology annotation, molecular function: insulin receptor activity; insulin receptor substrate binding; ATP binding. The transcript has 25 exons. Bases 661 to 5790 code for a protein of 1709 amino acids. NCBI's taxonomy places the organism in Eukaryota, Metazoa, Mollusca, Gastropoda, Aplysiida, Aplysiidae. Gene Ontology annotation, biological process: cell surface receptor protein tyrosine kinase signaling pathway; multicellular organism development; glucose homeostasis. Gene Ontology annotation, cellular component: axon; insulin receptor complex; membrane.